Molecule: messenger RNA, 1041 nt
Organism: Cariama cristata (Red-legged seriema)
Lineage: Eukaryota; Metazoa; Chordata; Aves; Cariamiformes; Cariamidae
Gene: TMEM120B
Product: transmembrane protein 120B
Exons: 12
Coding region: 1-1041 (346 amino acids)
Biological process (GO): fat cell differentiation
Cellular component (GO): nuclear inner membrane
Source: RefSeq, a predicted model, not a curated record
AUGUGCCGAGACCUGACCCUCCGGGCAGGUGUUGGGCCCGCGGGUUAUACCCCUCCAUGUAACGGCGAUGCUGAGCUCCCUGCGUUGCCAGAAACACACAAAGUUUACAGGCAGAAACUGGAAGAAGUCACCAGCUUGCAGACAGCCUGCAGCACCUCCAUACACCGGCAGAAGAAGAUGCUAAGGGAUCUGAAACACAGCCUGCAACGGUGCAAGCCUAGAGCGAGUCCUGAGGAGUUUGCUCUCAUUCAGGAGAUCAGCGCCCAGAUCAAGGAGAGGCAAAAUGCCUUCUUUGACAUGGAAGCCUACUUGCCAAAGAAGAACGGCUUGUACUUAAAUCUGGUGCUGGGAAACGUGAAUGUAACUCUCCUGAGUAACCAAGCGAAGUUUGCCUACAAGGACGAGUAUGAGAAGUUCAAACUUUAUCUGACGAUAAUCUUGUUACUUGGGGCCGUCGCCUGCAGGUUUAUUCUCCAUUACAGGGUGACAGAUGAAGUGUUUAACUUUCUGUUAGUGUGGUAUUACUGCACGCUGACGAUACGGGAAAGCAUUCUCAUUAGCAAUGGCUCCAGGAUCAAAGGCUGGUGGGUAUCUCAUCACUACGUCUCCACAUUCCUGUCUGGAGUAAUGUUAACGUGGCCAGAUGGACUCAUGUAUCGAAUGUUUCGCAGUCAAUUUUUAGCAUUUUCCAUAUUUCAGAGUUGCGUUCAGUUCCUACAGUAUUAUUAUCAAAGGGGCUGCCUUUAUAGACUCCGUGCUUUGGGGGAGAGAAACCACUUGGACCUUACAGUAGAAGGAUUUCAGUCCUGGAUGUGGCGGGGGCUGACGUUUCUCCUUCCCUUCUUGUUCUUUGGGCAUUUCUGGCAGCUGUAUAAUGCAAUCACGCUUUUUGGAUUGUCGAGGCAUAAGGAGUGCAAAGAAUGGCAGGUUUUUGUGUUGGCUUUCACGUUUCUGCUGCUCUUCCUUGGGAACUUCCUCACUACUCUCAAAGUGGUGCACACUAAACUCCAGAAAAACAAAGACAAAAUGAAGAAGCUGUGA